Molecule: messenger RNA, 1733 nt
Organism: Octopus sinensis (East Asian common octopus)
Lineage: Eukaryota; Metazoa; Mollusca; Cephalopoda; Octopoda; Octopodidae
Product: LETM1 domain-containing protein 1
Exons: 9
Coding region: 229-1365 (378 amino acids)
Biological process (GO): intracellular monoatomic cation homeostasis
Cellular component (GO): mitochondrial inner membrane
Molecular function (GO): ribosome binding
Source: RefSeq, a predicted model, not a curated record
CGUAUUUAUAGUUUUACUUAGAAACACUUCAUUUGUCAGCGGACGCUGAUUCCAUAAUAUAUUCUUUGAGGAGGCACGAUAUUUUAAUUGUUUAUAAUUUACUUUUCGUACAACAACACAAAACAAAUGUGUUCAAACAAUUUAAUAACUUCAUUCUUUUCAAACAUGAUAUUAACACACUUAUAAUACUCGGAAUUUUAAAUACUUGUUUGUAUUUUCCUACCAACGAUGGUGUGUUUUGGGCCGAAAGUUUUCUUAGUUCGACUCUUUGGUGCACCUUCUUGGUACCACAACGUGAUUCAGUUUCGAUUAAAAUCAGUAUCUGUCACCCCAGCUCCUGCCCAAUGGACUGUAACAACAAUAACAAAACGCUGGUAUCAUCAGCCUCAUCCUCCAGACACAGUCAGUCCUCCUGGAAAACUGAAGCGUUAUCUUGUUGAUAAUUGUGUACGUUUUGCAGAAUCAUAUGAAAGAUUCUUAGAAAAACGAUAUCCAAAAGUGUUUGAAGUCUACCGGAUGUUUAAAGUUGGUAUCCGCGAUUUUAUUGCUGACACCAGAAUGUAUUAUAAUGUCACUACGGAGUUGUGGACAGGUAAAAGUCUAAACUGUUUUUCACGCAAGGAACUUGAAAUUUAUAAACAAUAUCCAAAAGAUGUAUGGAAGGUGUCUCCGACUUUGAUAAUCUCAGCUUUGCCCUUUGCUAACUAUGUUGUAUUUCCUAUCGCGUACAUGUACCCUAAAUGGUUCCUUUCACCUCAUUUUUGGUCAGACAAACAUAAAGAAAUGAUAUGGGGUGAGAUACUUGCUAAGCGAAUGAAUCAUUGUUCACCUGUUAUUUAUUACCUGGGAUCACAAUGUCGGCAUAUGGACGAAGAAAACCCACUCAAAGAGAAGCUACAAUUAGCUAUUAGCAAACUGAAACAAACACAUCAACUUACUGUAGAUGAAAUCUUAACCUUAAAACCACUUUUCGAAGAUUACCCAUGUCACAUAAACAAAAUUUCCAUUGCUUAUUUAAGACAACUAGCUAUGUGCAAUGGACUUUCGAUGCGCCGGUCAAAACUUGUGGACGAUACUCUUUUAUUACAUUAUAUAGACCUAGCUAUGGGUCGAGAAGGUAUUGAGAAUCUUUCAUCCCAAGAUUUGGCCAAGGCAUGCUAUGAUCGGUUUUUAAAUCCAGUAGGUGUCCCUCAUAAAGAACAAUUAAGUCAUCUUUGUCAAUGGUUAGAAAUCAGCAAAGAAGUUGACGAAAACAGUCUGUCUUUGCUGCUACAUCUUCCUGUAUUCUUAUCUUACAACCAACCAAGUAAUCAUUCACUGACCAAACGUAGCUUGCAGUGUGCAGAAAACGAAACAAAUAAAUAAAAUGUUUACUAUAUAUAUAUAUAUAUAUAUAUACAUAUAUAUAUAUAUAUUUAAAGGAGAAAAAUAAAUGAGAGAGAUAAUGUGUUUUUUUCUAUUUUCUACUUUUUUUUUAUUUUUUAAUUUAGAAAGCAGAAAAUUUCUUUGUAAAUUUUAAGCUGUUUAGUUAAAUGUCUACAGAUAUCAAAUCUAAGUGCUUGACCUCAAGAAGAGAGGUUAAGAUUUUUGGAUAAUGGUAACUUUUUGUUGUAGACAAGUCAAAAGGACGGACACACACACACACACACACACACCACACACAUGUAUAUGUAAAUUUCAAUGCUUGUAGCUGUUUGUUUUCUAUUGUAAUAAAUUACAAACUGUACUGUGUA